Cylicocyclus nassatus is the source of this 1038-nucleotide messenger RNA. The record is from the annotation of a GenBank genome assembly. NCBI's taxonomy places the organism in Eukaryota, Metazoa, Nematoda, Chromadorea, Rhabditida, Strongylidae.
AUGUUUGAAAGAGGAAAUGAUAUGAAACUCACAGUAGGCAGCAUAUCUGCCUUUCCCAGCAAUCUGUCCAUAUGUUAUUUGGAAACAAGAAAUAUCACAUAUGCUUGUGUUGUACAGAAAACUCAGGUGCAUACGGUCAACUGGGACAGCAAAAACGAAAGCGUUAACUGGGACAGUAUCAAUAUAUCGGAUACCAACACCGAUAAACCUGUCAAUGUGAUACAGGCUGCCUUGGUUCUUCCUAGCGCUCGCACGCUGCCUUUAUUAGUUGUUGGAACUACUUCUGGAGUACAGAUCUUCGACAUUAGAACGCAAAAGCUUCUCCAGCAAGAAAACAUCGAGGUUGGAAUAGAGGAACCUGAUGAUUCCGCAUUCUGGAAUAGUUUUUGCAGAGGAAUCACAUGUAAUAACAACACGAUUUUGAUAGGUACGUCAUUUGGUCACAUUAUACAGUUUCUCUGUACUGGCGAGACAUCCAUCGCUGCCAAAAAAUGUCUGAAGGAACAUGCAGCAAGUAUCGCAGACAUCGCUACCUGCCGUUAUGACGAAAUUACAUGUUCUGGUGAUUGUUCAGGCACAAUCAUUGUAUGGAGCAAAAAUGUCAAAGGAGUGCAAUUGAAAAUAGCGACGCAGCACCCAAUCACUGCCAUGAACGUUCUGCGCAAACAGGUGAUUUUGGGCACAGUUCGAGGAAAAGUUCUGUUUUAUGCAGUUGCUAAUGGCGAGCUUAUGGCCGAGGUUUGCGCCCACGCAAGAUCGGUGACAUGCAUCUCCGUCGCUCCUGAAAGUGCCUACGUGCUGACUGCUGCGGAAGAUGGACGAUUUAUUGUAUACAAAUUACAUACCAGAAAACCACAAGCAUACCAGGUCGAGUACCGAUACUCUGAUGAACUAGCAAACUGUGCCAUUAUGGGAGCUCAGUUCACGAACGGUCGAGGAAGUAACAUUGCAGUGGCAUGCUUCGAUCGUAAUGCCAUCUAUGGAUACCGUAUUUUCGAAAUGUUGAUGAAAACAGGCGACGAAGACAGGCAUAGGUAA